AUGCGAGCGGAGCUCAUGAUGAUGGAUCAAAAGAUUACCAAACGCAAGCAACGAUUUGGCGUAGAUCUGUACGACACUUUGGCGUUGCACGCACGACAAGACCCCGACUUUAUCAUUGAGAGUCCAUCGCUCGAGCAGAUUCGUGGUCACUUUGUCACGGCGUUCAAAGAUCACAAGGCGCUGCGGCAAAAGCUGGCGUUGCAACAACAAGGAUUGGUUGAGCUGGGAGAACGACGCGAAAUUGCCUUUCCAGCAGUUCCGGGCGAAGGAGAAACAACGCUGGGUGGAAAAGCCAAGAAUGCCGGCAAGGCCGCCAACUUUUUACGAGAAGAAACCAUGUACAAGAGCAAAAUUGCCGCGGUCGAAGCGGACAUGAAACACAACAAGAAGAAAUUCGGUGUCGAAGUGUACCUGUUGUUGGUGCAUCUGGAAGACAGUCAAAAGUGGUUGUCGCCCGAUCGAGAUGUCCGAUUUCUCUACGAUGCGGCACGACGAGAUGUCACGCGUCUGCUCAUGGAAAAACAACAAAAAGAAACCGACUUGAGAGCUCUCUCUGGAAAGUCUGUUAUUUGA
Molecule: messenger RNA, 573 nt
Organism: Seminavis robusta
Lineage: Eukaryota; Bacillariophyta; Bacillariophyceae; Naviculales; Naviculaceae
Source: the annotation of a GenBank genome assembly